Messenger RNA from Dromaius novaehollandiae (emu), 6965 nucleotides. RefSeq names its product non-SMC condensin II complex subunit G2 (gene NCAPG2). The coding region runs from base 207 to 3653 and encodes 1148 amino acids. The transcript is spliced from 29 exons. The record is from RefSeq and is a predicted model, not a curated record. NCBI's taxonomy places the organism in Eukaryota, Metazoa, Chordata, Aves, Casuariiformes, Dromaiidae. Gene Ontology annotation, biological process: mitotic sister chromatid segregation. Gene Ontology annotation, cellular component: nucleus; condensin complex.
GGGAUAAACUCUCGCGAGACGUGAGCGGCGCGCGCCUGCCUGCGCCCAACGGCUGCCGCGGGAGAGUUCGAAAUCGCCGGGAGAGCGCGCGGCGGCGGCGGCGGCCGGGUCUCUCCAAAGGUUUUUGGAAACGCAACCUAUCGAUCCAUGAGGAUUCCUUUCUGUGAGAGUGCCAGGUUUAUAACACAAGGAAAAGAAAGACUAUAAUGAAGCGUGAAGCAUUUUUACAAGUUGUGUCCAAGGACUCAAUUGAAGACUUUUUGCGUUUUACUCAGAUUCCUAAAAAUACAUUUGAUCCUUUUGACUUGAAUGAACUACUUCAAGAACUGCCAAGAAAACAAAAAGAAAUACUAUGGGAAAGGCUGACACAUCUGUUGACACAGAUUUUGAUGGAGAACCCUAUGGAAACAUGGCAGAGGACUGAAGAUGAUGAAAUUAAUGAUGAUAUGGAAGUUGAGAUAAUUACAGAAAUGAAACAAACUGUAGCUGUGAUCCAAGGAGUGACAGCUGUAGUUACUGCUUCCAUACCUGUAGUGGAUGAAAAUGUGAACUACAAAGCACUUCUAGAAUGUGUUUUUAUAUUAAAUGGUAUUCUUCCUGCAUUACCUGAAUCUGAAAAAAUCCUACAGGGUGCCAUUCAGCGUGUAUGUGAAAUGUGGUGGGAGAAAGGACUGGAAGGGAAGGAACAGCUGGGGAAAACCAUAUUUAUUAUACUGCUAAAAAAAAGCCUGAAUAAAGCUGCUACGGGUGCAGAUAUAGUUCGUCUAUGGAAUCUACAUCAGACAUUACUUUGUUUUGAUUAUGACUUAGAGGACAGUAAUGAAGUCAAGGACUUGUUGCUUCAGUGUUUUAUGAGUGUUAAACACAUUAAGAAAGAAGAGGGAAGAAGAUUCUUGAGUUUUUUGUUCAGCUGGAAUGUGAACUUCAUUAAAAUGAUCCAUGGAACUGUUAAAAACCAAUUACAAUUUUUUCCAAGAUCCUUGAUGGCAUACAUUUCAGAAGUUUACUUCAGGGCCUGGAAGAAGGUGUCAGGAGAGAUCUUAGAGAUGCUUGAGCAUAACUGUAUUCAGGACUUCAUGCAUCAUGGAAUACACCUUCCCAGAAGUUCUUCUGUUCAUUCUAAAGUGAGAGAGAUGCUGAGUUAUUUUCAUAAACAAAGUAAAGUUCGUCAAGGAGUUGAAGAAAUGCUGUAUAGGUUGUAUCAACCUAUCCUUUGGAGAGCCCUGAAGGCCAGAAACUCAGAAGUUCGAUCAAAUGCAGCAUUUUUGUUUGUUGACGCUUUUCCUGUUCGUGAUCCCCAUCUUAACACUGAAGAGAUGGACAAUGAAAUUCAGAAACAGUUUGAAGAACUUUUUAAUCUCUUAGAAGAUCCUCAUCCAGUUGUCCGCUCUACAGGGAUACUUGGAGUUAGUCAGAUAACAUCCAAAUACUGGGAGAUGAUUCCCUCAACAAUUCUUGCUGAUCUUUUAAAAAAACUAAUUGGAGAGCUGGCAUAUGAUAUAACAUCUGCUGAUGUUCGCUGCUCUGUUUUUAAAUGUCUACCAAUAAUUUUGGACAACAAGUUAAGUCACCCAUUACUGGAACAACUCCUGCCAGCAGCUAAACACAGUCUCCAUGACAAUUCUGAGAAAGUGCGAGUGGCUUUUGUUGAUAUGCUGUUGAAAAUUAAGGCUACCAAGGCUGCUAAGUUCUGGAAAAUCUGUCCCAUGGAGCAUCUUCUAACUCGUCUUGAAGUUGAUUCACGGCCUGUGUCACGGCGCAUAGUGAAUCUCCUAUUCAACUCCUUCUUUCCUAUUAACCAACCUGAGGAUGUAUGGUGUGAACGCUGUGUUACUCUAAUCCAGAUGAAUUCAGCAGCAGCUAGGAAGUUUUAUCAAUAUGCUUAUGAGUAUACUGCCCCCACCAAUAUAGCUAAAUUGAUGCUAACUAUUCGGCGCUGCUUGAAUGCCUGCAUCCAGAAAGCAACGAAAGAGAGUUUUCAUCAUAAUGAUGAGGAUGAUGGUGAUGAUGAAAAUGAAAAGGAGAACAUAAGUACGUUGAAUAAUGUGUUGUCAAUAAAUGAUAUGGCUUCAAUGGCAAGUUUGUUGGAGAUAACUGUAAUUCUUUGGAGAAGUAUUCACAAAGCACUAGAUCACAAUGAAGAUGCCAAAGAUUAUGCCAUCAGAAAAUUUGCUUCUGUACUUCCUGAAUACUUUAAAGUAUUUAAGGACGAUCGUUGCAUGAUUCCGCUGAUUAUCCUGGCAUCCUUUAUGCCACCUGCUGCUAUUCCUACAUUCAGCUGUAGUGUGAUCUCAAAACUCAGAAAUCUUGACAGUGGAGCUGAUGAAAGCAAAUAUUCCACCCUGAUAGACUGCAUGUGUCGCUGGGGUCAAGUGGGACACAUUAUGGAAUUAGCUUGUGACUGGUUGUCUGAUGUGCUAACCCCAAGAAAGAGCAUUAAAACAUCAGAACGACGAGUACGUAUCCAUGUAACGCAUGAAUCAAAGCCAGAAUUAGCACUUGAUUACAUUGAAUAUUUAUUGACUCAUCCUGUUAAUCGAGGUUGCCUGCUUGCUGUUCCUAAAAAGAAACUGAACCAGCUUUUGAGAAUUCUCAGUGCUGCAAAGGAGGUUCUUGGCUCAAUUCUGAAAGCAACUGAUACAAGUUCUGGCAGCUGCAAUCAAGCAACUGGCCUGAGAGCCUUCAGCCUCUAUUGUAGGUUGAGUAUUCAUCUUCAGAACAAGUUUUCUGAAGAAGGAAAAGAUUACCUUUCACUUCUGAAGGAGACGGGUGCUUGGAUUGAAAGUCAAAUCAUACCUUUUAUACUAGCAAGUGGUCAAGAGGAUGGCAUUUCAGAACACCGUAAUGUUUCUGAGUCAAUUAUCCAGGCCUAUCUGACAGUGUGUAAAGAUGUCGUAAUGGUUGGCCUUGGAAAUCUCAAGUUUCAAGCACACCUUUUAGAUAUGGCACUUUCAGUUAUACAAACAGAGAGAGGUGGCUUUUGUAUUCCAGUAUUGUUAUGUGCUCUUAAAGAAAUUAUUGAAGCUUCUUUGGCUCAGAAUACUGACACGGAUGAAGUGGCAGAUCUUCUGUAUGCUGUUCAGACUGUCUUCCAGAAAGUUUUAGAAUGUGUGGUGCACAGGCUCAAGAAACAGCAGGAAGAAGGGCUUCAGUUGAUUCACUCUAUUCAAAUGCCUCUUGGGGAAUUCAUACACACAGUCCAGUACUGGCAUUCAACUUACACAGCAGUUCACAAGGGUGUACUCUCAACUCUCCUAGCUGCAGUAGUAGCAGAGAUAAAUCAUAUGCUACAGAAGCCUUCCAGUGAAGGAUGUGUAAAUAUGCCAAAGACUAUUUCAGACCUCCCCCCUCUUUCAAGCAGCUUAAUGGUCAUAAUUAUGAAGACAGUUGAUGUUGUCAGAUCAUUUUUAAAUGAAUUACUGGAGUGCAUUAUCUCUGAAGAAAUUGAAGGGAUUUUUAAUCUUACAGCUACUGUCUGCAUUGUUCUUAUAAUUAAAGGUAAGCACAAAACUUCACUUCUAAAGGAUAUUGCACCUGCCAUUCAGAGAAAGCUGAUAACAUGCAGGGAAGCUGCCACAGAAGACUGUAGCAGCACUGAAAGAAUCCUGUAUGAAUCAUCUCUGAAAUUUUUGGAUGAACUUCUGAAUCCUUGACCACACGGAGGCUUUUGUCACGAAAAUUUAAAGGGAGGAGGAUGUAUUGUUUUUGAAACCAGAUUAUCUUGUAAAAAUAUUAAUACUUAGCAUUUAUAUUCUGUUAUCUUGUACAUUUAAAGUAGGCAAAAUGUAUAAAAAUGUAUAUAGAAAUAAUGUAAUAGUAAAGACUUUUCAAAUGUUUUUAAAGAGAAUAUUCUGUAUAAAAUUGUCACUUCGGGGGUAAGUAAAAUCAGUAACUUUGUUUUUUAUUAAAUAAUAAUAAUAUUUGCUCAAAUACCUUGAGAUUGAGGAAACACAUAACCUCAGUCCCUGGGAAGAUUAUGAAGCAUAUUCAUGGAGAUUAUGGAAAAUGUUUCCAGACACAUGAAGAACUGAAUGGUGAUGAGGAAUUCACCAAGGACAAUUCUACCUAACCAACUGAAUUGCCUUCCUUUUGUGGACAAAGGGAGAGCAAUGGAUUCCAUUUUUCUUGUUCUUAGCAAAGCUUUUGACAGAGGCUCUUACAGUAUCCUUGUGGUUAAACUGCAGAGAGAGAGACUGGAUGAGUGAAACAAGAAGGUGAGUGGAAAACGAGCUGGACAUCAAGCUUGAAGAGCAUGGGUGCUGUACAGUCCAGCUGAUUGCCUGUUACUAGUGGCCUUCCUCAGGGUAGAUACUACGGCUGACACUGUUCAACAUCUUCAUUUUAAAACCUGGACAAUGGGACGCAAUGCAACCUCAGUCAGUUUGCAGAUGACAUGAAGUUGGAAGCAGUGGCUGAUAUGCUGAAGGGUAGGGUUGCCAUUCAGAGGGAUCUGGACAGGCUGGAGAUGAGGGCUAACAUAAAUCUCAUGAAGUUCAACAAAGACACAUGCAAAGUCCUCCACCUGGGAUGGAAUAAUCCUGUACACCAACAUAGGCUGGGGGCCACCUGCCUGGAAGAUGGUUCUUCAAGAAGAACCUGGCUGUGCUGGUGGACAACUUGAACGGGAGUCAGCAGCACAUCCUUGCAACAACGAAGUAUGACCACAAAACUGGGCUGCAUUAGCCAGAUCCUAGCCAGCAGGUUGAAGGAAGGAGAGUGAAUUGAAACUGAAGACUGAAUUGGAACAGGUUGCUCAGAGAGACUGUGGAAACAUCCAUCCUUGGAGAUGUGCAGAACUUGAACUUAACUGAACAAGGCCCUGACCAACCUGAUCUAAUUUUGAUGUUAGCCCUGCUUGAGGUGAGGGUUGGACCAGAUUACCUCCUGAGCUUCCUCCCAAACUAAAUUACUCUGUGAUUCUAUUAUAAGUAUACUGGAGGGGAUGUGCCCCAGAUAUUAAAUAUAUAUUUGAUAAAUAUAUGUUAAAUUGUUUUAUAUUCUGCUAUUUUUAUUAACUAAGACUAAUGAUGCAGACAAUGCAGACAUGUAAGCCCUUAUUUGACUUUGUUAAUGCAACCAGGUGCUUUCCUAAGACUAGUAAUAGAAUGUUGAUUGCAGAUUAAGUUAUUUUGCCUUAACUAAAGCAUCUAUAAAUUAAAUGUCUGAGCUCAUAAUGCUAUAUUUUUGUCUAUUUUAGAAGGAGAUCUAAUAGUUGUCUCUAGAAAAUGAUUCAACUACAGACUGUAAAAGGAUUAGUAUGUGCUUUGGAUAUCUAACUCCUAGUUAUCUACAAUUAACUGAGAUGAUUCCCCUACCUUCUAUCUAUGCAAAUGGCUCGCUGAGGUCACCAGUGUAUUACUGAGUGGCAUUGAGACUGCAAUUAGCAAGUUUAGCCAACUAAGAUGGACUCCUCAUUCUUGAUUAGGAUUUGUGCACAGUGCCUUACCCCUUUGCAAAUCAUCUGUCUAAAUAGGCAUCUACUGUGAUAUUUUUCUUUCUGUAGUAGGAAUUCCUAAGAUUUUUCUAGUGUCUCUGCUCUCUCAAAUGGAGUAAACUACCUUUUCCCUGCUUUACAGUAAAUUCAUUUUUAGCCUUAGCAUAUACCAACUUCCCUACCUGUAUAAAAGCUUAUUUAGUUGGAAUGUCUAUAUUUAAAAACAGUCAGAUCCUUUAUAAACAACUGUCAGACUUUGCAACAGCAAAAUUGGUAUGUAUAUGGAUAAGUGAAUUCCAGAAGAUUUACGUUAUCCACAACAGUAGCCUGAGCCAAAAACUCUAAUGCUGCCACAGCAGGUAUCUGUAGAUCUGCCAAAUGUUUAUCUAUCAACAUCUUUAUAAAAACUGUAUUCUUUGGCCUUCACUCUUCUACAUCUGUUAACAGGCAGGUGUUCCAGUAAUGACCUUUUAAAUCUUCUAAUUAUACAAAUGAGUUAAUGAAUAUGUAAAUCAGUUUCUUUUUUCUGCUUCUCAUUUUUUCACUAUUUGCUCAGAUUAGAUUAGAAGAGAAUCUGUUAUUGUCUUGUUCUUCUUCAGUGUAUUAUACUGCUCUUUCAGUGGUCACUUCUCAUGGACCCAAUAUCCCAGAGCCUGCAAGAAAUAAAGGUAACUACCAACAUGACAAAAAUGAAGAUUUCUUCUGAAGAAACUCAGAGGUGAUAUUGCUAGGAAGGGUUAAAAAAUUUUAAAAUAAACUUCUGACUUCCCUGUGACUGGUGCUCAAGUGAUUCUCAAGUGUUGAAAUAAUUUUCUGCUAGCAGUGCAGCUGGUAAAAUUCAGCUUGAGUGUUAGUCCAGCUAUUUUGUAACUGCUCGGACAGAAUGAAAACCGUUGGCUUUCUGCAACAGAAGUAAUCACGUUCCUGGGAUUUCUUGAGCCUAAGUCUGUCAGUGCUUUCUCCUUAGGCCUUUGUGGCAGAUUUCACAACAAUACAAUAGAAGUUUUAGGUUUUAUUCUCUGUUCUCAUUGCAAAACUAUUUAGAUCUUGGCAAGGUGUUAAAUCCAUGCAUUUUUCUUCUAUUUUCAAGAUAAAGUAGUAUAUGCCUUAUACUGAAUAACCUUUUUGAAACCUGUAAAGCAGAGAAUUGUUUUAUCUUAUUAAUUUGAAAUUUGAGGGAGAGGGUUGGCUUUUUGUUUUUGUUUUUCAUCUUAGGGUAAUUUUGACCUUCAGAACAGUUUAUUCAGCUAGCUGCACUAUACAAACUGUACGUUUGAAAACUUGCUAUACUUUUAAAACAGCUCCUUUGAGACCUUUUCACUCUUUGCAAGAAAUUGAACUUGGCUUUGAUUAAUAAAAUUGUUUGAAAUAUGAAGAAGACAUGCUAUUCGAAGAUAUUCCUUUGAGCAAUUUUGAUUUGUAGUUACUGACUUUUCUAGUCACAGCUGUGCCUGUUAGUGGCAUACCUGUUAGCCCUUCUGCAUACCUACCCAGUAUUGAUACUACUGAAUAAAGAAAUAGCUUCAAACUA